GCGAGUACGAAUUGUCAUCAGUUUUUCAGCCGGUAUUACAUCGCUCCUCUCAUUAAGUAUCACAUAUGUUAUACAAAAACACUUAGACGUGCGGUUUCAAUUUAUUUUCGUCAUAACUGUGCAAUUUAAACAAGUGUGACAUUAUUGUAUACCUACUCGCGUAGGUAUGAAUUGUGAACCAUUUGAAAUUCUAAAGUGUGCGUUCGGUGAGAGAAAACUGUUUUAAAAGUCUUCAAACUUGAUGGAAUGAUUUUCUCUUCGAUAUCAGCAUGAACAAUUGUAAUGAAGAAAAUGUUUCAAAUCCACCGAAAAGUAAUAACCAGAAAUCACGAUGUGGCGUGAGUGCGUGUUAUUCAGUGGUAAUCAAGGUACAAUGUUUACUUUCUCGGAUUAUUAGGGUGAUUCGAAGACACAUGUUUGGCAGAAUUUUGAACACGUUCCUAUUUUUAGUUGUCCUGAGUUCAAUAAUUCUUAUUGUUUAUAUUUAUUUUAGAGAAGAGCCACAAGUUGACGGUUGGGAAAAAGGCAAAAUUCGCCGAGCAUCGUUAUACGUUCACCCAAAUAACGACACAUCAUUCACUCACGCAGAUGCAAAUAUUUGUUCAACCGAACAACCUUUGGUGAUAAUCAUAAUUUGUUCAGAUACAAAAAAUAUUAACCCACGUAUGGCUAUACGUGAAACUUGGGCCAAUGAUGCCAAAAAGUACAACAUUACGGUUUUAUUUUUAGUUGGCAUCAGUAAAGAUGAAGACAUUAAUAUGAAAACGUUAAAAGAAAGUACUCAAUACAAAGAUAUAAUUACCGAAGAUUUUAUUGAUACAUAUAAUAAUUUAACCAUCAAGUCAGUUUUUAUGUUAAAAUGGGUGAAGAAUAACUGUAUGCAAGCUCGUUUUCUAAUGAAAGCAGAUGAUGAUUCAUAUAUCAACAUUAAAAAUUUAUUCGAAUACGCUUCACUAGUCAGAGAUGAAGAUUUAAGCACUUUUCUCAUUGGUAAUACACUCGGAGCGGGUGAUAGUCCAAAUAUUCCUCCUAAUAGAUUUUAUGACUCAAAAUGGUAUGUGCCUUCAUACAUGUAUCCAUAUGAUGAGUACCCAAUUUAUGUUAGUGGUGCUGCUUAUCUUAUGUCAACUCAAGUAGCUGAAAAACUAUACAACCAAAGUUUACAAAAUGAGUUUAUCCAUGUGGAGGAUGUUUAUAUUACAGGAAUGUGUGCUCAACAAAUCAACAUCAAACCAAAGGACAAUAAGUUAUUUCAUUUUUUCGAGAAACCUCUUCCCGAUGUGAAAUGUGGAACUAAUCAAUCUCAGCUAAUUGUGCUGAGUCAUCAAACCGAUGUCUAUCAUAUGUAUAAAUUUCACAAUGAAUUGAAAGAAUGUUGAAUUAUCAUUUUUAAAUUGUAUUGUAUUAGUAUAAAUUGUCAAUACUGUGAUGUUUGUUUAAUGUGUACUAUUGUUUUAAUUAUUUCUAAUUACGAUUUUAAUUUUGCUAUUGUUCUCGUUUUUUUUAAAUUAAAAAAAAAAUUAUCUACCUAAAUUGCGCUUUCUUAUGCUGUACCUAAAUUUUAAGAUUUUUUUUUCAUAUACACCAUAACAAAUGUCAUUACUUGGAUUUUUUCCCUUAUUAGUCCUGUAACAUUUCGUUUUGAUGUCAUUCUGGAGGUUCUACAUACUGUUUGAUAAUUAUAACUUUUUUAAAUAA
Molecule: messenger RNA, 1698 nt
Organism: Planococcus citri (citrus mealybug)
Lineage: Eukaryota; Metazoa; Arthropoda; Insecta; Hemiptera; Pseudococcidae
Product: beta-1,3-galactosyltransferase 1-like
Exons: 8
Coding region: 270-1379 (369 amino acids)
Cellular component (GO): Golgi membrane
Molecular function (GO): hexosyltransferase activity
Source: RefSeq, a predicted model, not a curated record